AUGGUUCUGGAGGACAGUGAGAAAAAGGUGUUGGGUGAUUUGAAGAGACGAAGGGGUGUAGUGAAGGCAUCACUUACCAGAGUUCAAACCUUUGUUAACAAAUUUAAUCCUAGGGAUGACCCCAUCUCACUAUUAGAAUUUCGUCAGGAAGAGUUACCACAAAUAAAUCGAAAAUUUGAUAGCGUCCAGUGUGAAAUAGAGUUGAUCGACGUCGAUAAUUUCGCUGAAGCUGAAAAAGAUAGGGAGGAGUUUGAAAACGCUUAUUUCGCUAUACGGUCGGAGUUGCAACAGAUUAUAAAUGCAGAAAAAAGUCCAAAUACGUCUAUAAAUAAUACCUCGAGCAGCACAACAAACGGGCAUACACAAAGUGCGCGUUUACCUCCGAUCGCCUUACCAAGUUUUAGUGGUAAUAUCCAAGAAUGGGAAUCAUAUUUUGAUUGUUUCAAGGCUAUGGUGCAUAAUGAUAAUAAUUGCCCACCAGCACAAAAAUUCUCCCAUCUUAGGUCCACUCUAAGUGGUCAAGCUCUAGACGUUAUUAAGGGACUACCUAUGACUGAAAAUAAUUAUAAGGAGGCAAUCAAAAAAUUGCAACAGCGUUAUGACAACAAGAGUUUAGUCAUACAGUCGCACAUACGUGCAAUUCUAGACUGCCAUCAAGUUGAAUCAGCUUCAGGUAUGCAAUUGCAAAUUCUACAUUCAAAUGUUUCGGCGCACGUUGCGGCCCUUGCAGCUCUAGAUCAACCCACUCAACAUUGGGAUGCUUGGCUAGUGACAGUGGUUUUGAGAAAAUUAGAUAAAUCCACGAAUCAGGACUGGCAGUUUCGGCGCCCCAACACAGAUUUGCCAACGUACGCUGAGUUAGAAAGUUUUUUAAUGAACAGGUGCAUCGCGUUAGAAUCAAAUGAAAGACUGAUUGUAAGUUCUGAGAGAGAUAAGGAUAGUAUUGCAGCGAGUGAUCUCAGAAUGAAAAAAUCCUACCAGAGCAACAAUUCAAAAAAAGGUAUUUUUAUAUCUGCCGAAAAACCCAUAAAAUGUCCAUGCUGCUCUGAUGAGCAUAAAUUAUAUGCGUGCAACAAAUUUAAGGAAAUGGCCAUAGGGGAUCGUGUGACAUUUGUAAGAGAAUCGAGGUUAUGCUUUAAUUGUCUGACCCCGAAUCAUAUGGCGACUGUGUGCCGAUCUACCUACAGUUGUCGAAUAUGCAGGCGCAAUCAUAAUACGUUAUUGCACUUUGAGAAGUCAACAGCUCCGACAGAAAGAGUUGAAGGUCAAGCUCAGCAGUUAGAUGUACAAAAGCAACCCAACUCGUCACAAGACUCAAAUAUUUCAGCAGCUGCUUCAUUUGUGGAUGGAUCAGAGCAAGGAUACGUGUUUUUGUCUACUGCGCUGAUCCUAGCAGGCGACAGAUUCGGAAAAUCAGAAAAGCUACAAUCCAGAAAGUCAUCGCUACCGGUGAGCGGAAUUGGAGAAAGCCGGGUCCAAGCGUUGUCGUACGUUGAAGUUUCAAUUCAGUCAAGAUUAAGGAAUUAUAGAGUAAAAUUAGUGUGCUAUGUUCUACCAACAAUUGUCAGUAAACUACCAGCAUGUCCAAAUCCCUCAAAGGGUUGGCAGAUCCCAGAAGAAUUACUGUUUGAUUUAGCAGAUCCUUGUUUUUACAAUCCUGGUUCUGUAGACUUGUUAAUCGGCGGAGGAGUAUUUUUUGACAUAACUUCAACUACAACUGUUACGAAGACCAUUUAA
This is a messenger RNA of Acyrthosiphon pisum (pea aphid), 1737 nucleotides long. RefSeq lists its product as uncharacterized. The coding region runs from base 1 to 1737 and encodes 578 amino acids. The record is from RefSeq and is a predicted model, not a curated record. Lineage: Eukaryota; Metazoa; Arthropoda; Insecta; Hemiptera; Aphididae. The transcript is spliced from 2 exons.